Molecule: messenger RNA, 2430 nt
Organism: Sporothrix brasiliensis 5110
Lineage: Eukaryota; Fungi; Ascomycota; Sordariomycetes; Ophiostomatales; Ophiostomataceae
Product: MFS transporter
Exons: 10
Coding region: 1-2430 (809 amino acids)
Biological process (GO): transmembrane transport
Cellular component (GO): membrane
Molecular function (GO): transmembrane transporter activity
Source: RefSeq, a predicted model, not a curated record
AUGUGCAGCGAAUUUGAAACAGCCGUGCGAAAGUAUAACAGCAAGCCAGAAACGGGCUUACGAGACUGGGCGAAAAUGGAAUUUAUGGGAGGCGACAUUAAUGCGUUCAUUGACACUCUGGUGGCCUUCAAGUCGACGAUUAGCAUCGCCCUUGACACAAUAACAACGAGCUCCUCCCAGUUCAGCCAGGAAUAUGAUGAGAGGAUCAAGGAUACAAUUUACGAUCUCGAAGUCCGCCUACAACGCCUCGAAGACGAACUGUCGCAUCCUAGUCCAGGCGACACCAAGACUUGGGAUGCAAUUACGAUCCUGCAGCACGAAAAAGAAGCGUUGAAGCUAUGCCUUCGCAACGCAGCCGAAUCCGAGCAAAACUCAGUCGAGGUGCAGCGCAAAGCGCAUCAGGCGCUGAAGGAGGCGCGAAAUAAGCUCGCGUGGGCGUCGCGUGGAGAUGAGGGCCCGGACCCGCAGGACACGACACCAUUGCCCGGCGGCGGUCCUCCAACAGGAAAGAUGUGCGCCGGCGAUGCUCUCAACAAACCGGCGACACGUGCCGCCCGCUUUCGCAACGAUGGCCAGUGGCACGCCACGUCCCAUUAUUUCCAAUUAUACACCAUGGCGCGUGGGGUUGCCAUGGACAUCGGUCAGAUCUUUUAUGAAGAUGCAUGUGAUGUCCACGGCCGUCCACGCCCACCCACGCAGCCACAGACCCGCCGCCUGCCCACCAUGUCGACUGCUUUUGCGCGUCCCAUUGACUGGGACAAGAAGACGGUCUCGGUCACGACCACGUCCGUCUCGGAUGGCUCCGUGGACGUCCCGCCGCUGGGCGACCCGGCCAACGAGCGCCGCUUCUGGUGGCAGCGGCGCACCAGCCGGGGCUACGACCCCGAGAACAUUGCCACGCUGCCGAGUGUGUUUGACGACCCGGACACGGCCGACAAGUACCAGCCGCCGGCGAAUUGGGAAAAUAUCAAGUGCUUCGAUCCGCGCGCGCGGUGGACCUGGCGCGAGGAGUAUGCGCUGCUGCGCAAGAUCGACCUGCGCAUCAUGAGCUUUGCGUGCAUCAUGUUCAUCGCGCUGGAGCUCGACCGGUCGAACCUGGGCCAGGCGCUGUCGGACAACUUCUUGACCGACCUGGGGCUGACGACAAAUGACUACAAUCUCGGCAACACCGUCCGCCUCAUCUCCUUCCUCUGCGCCGAGAUCCCCUCGCAGCUCGUGUCCAAGUGGAUGGGCCCCGACCGCUGGAUCCCCCUGCAAAUGUGUCUCUGGAGCAUCGUCGCCGGCUCGCAGUUCUGGCUCCAGGGCCGGUCCUCGUUCCUCGCCACCCGCGCGCUCCUCGGCAUUCUCCAGGGCGGCUUCAUCCCCGACGUCAUCCUGUACCUGUCCUACUUUUACAAGCACUCCGAGAUGGCCCUCCGCCUCAGCUGGUUCUGGGGCAUGGACACGGGCGGCGAGAUCAUCGCCGACAUCCUGGCCUACGGCAUCCUCCACCUGCGCGGCGUGCACGGCCUGUCCGGCUGGCGGUGGCUGUUCUUGAUCGAGGGCAUCAUCACGCUCCUGGUCGGCCUGCUGGCCUUCUUGAUGAUGCCUGCUGGACCGUGCCAGACGGCCAGCUGGUUCCGCGGCAAGAACGGCUGGUUUACGCCGCGCGAAGAGACCAUCAUCGUGAACCGCGUUCUGCGCGACGACCCGUCCAAGAGCGGCAUGCACAACCGCCAGCCCGUGACGCCCAAGCUGCUGUGGAAGAGCCUGUGCGACUACGACUUGUGGCCCCUGUAUAUGAUCGGUAUGCUCUUUGAGAUCCCGUCCAGCCCCCCCGGCAGCUACUUGACGCUGUCGCUUCGCGGCCUGGGGUUCACGACCUUCCAGGUCAAUCUCCUCGCGAUUCCCCUCAACGUAUUGUCUAUCGUGACCAUGUUUCUGCUGGCCGCCUUCUCCGAGUGGUCCGGCCAGCUCGCCUUGUCGUCGCUUUUCGCCCAGGUCUGGGUUCUGCCGUUCCUCGUCUGGCUCGAGGUCGCGUACUCCAGCACCAGCAACAAGUGGGUCGUCUACGCCGUCAUGACGCUGUUUCUGUCGCAGCCCUACGCGCACCCCAUCCAGGUCUCCUGGAACAGCCGCAACUCCAACACGGUCCGCUCGCGCACCGUGUCGGCCGCGGCCUACAACAUGUUUGUGCAGCUGUCGGGCAUCAUCAGCGCGCAAAUCUACCGCGCCGACGACGCGCCGCUGUACCGCCGGGGCAACAAGGUGCUGCUGGGCAUAUUGGCGCUCAACUUUGUCGUCUACGGCUUUGCCAAGGUGUACUACGUCAAGCGCAACCAGUACCGCGAUCGCGUGUGGAACGGCAUGACGGAGGAACAGCGGCUGCACUACCUGGCGACGACCACGGACGAGGGCAACAAGCGGCUGGACUUUCGGUUUGCCCAUUAG